AUGGACACACCCAGGCCCAGGGGCAUCGUCGUCUUUGGCGGCGGCACGGCCACCAACAGCCUGGUCGACGUGUUUGAGAGCCUGAGAGAGAGCCGCAACUGCUCGCUGAGCUACAUCAUACCCAUCAGUGACAAUGGAGGCAGCUCUUCGGAGCUCAUCCGUGUCUUUGGCGGUCCCGGUAUAGGAGACGUGCGCAGCAGACUCGUCCGCCUGAUACCGGACUCGGAGGCCGACGCCGGGCGGGCGGCCAUCAAGGCGCUCUUCAACCACCGCCUGUCGUCCGACCCGCUCCGCGCGCGCUCCGAAUGGCUGGACAUCGUCGAGGGACGCGACCAGCUCUGGGCCGACAUGUCGAGCGAGAAACGCGAGCUCAUACGCUCCAUCUUCAACCACGUGAACCUCGAGAUCGUCAAGCGGGCCCGGCCGAGCUCUGUCUUCAACUUUGCCAAGGCGAGCAUCGGAAACCUAUUCCUGACCGGCGCACGCGUCUUCACCGGCUCCCUCGAGUCCGCCGUCUACCUGCUCUCGACCAUCUGCGCCAUCCCGUCGACGGUGAGCACGCUGCCGGCCAUCAACAGCAACUUCACGCACCACAUCUGCGCCGGGUUGGCCGACGGGUCGCACAUCACGGGCCAGAACGCCAUCUCGCACCCGUCGGCGCCGACGGCGCUGCCUGACACCCGCGCCGCCGCCGAUGAGAACAACGACAACAACGACCACGUGCUGCGCGAGACCGAGGCCCACGACCGCAUCGAGGACGCCACGCUGCCGGGCUCGCUGCCCUCGCUGCGCAAGCCGUACAUCGACUUCAGCAAGGCCGACGCCGACGACGACGACCUGCCCGCCCGCAUCGAGCGCAUCUGGUACAUCAACCCCUACGGCCACGAGAUCUGGCCGCUCGCCAACCCCAAGGUCGUGGCUGCCCUGCAGGCCGCCAGCGCCGUCAUCUACAGCGUCGGCAGCCUGUACACAUCGCUAGUACCGAAUCUCAUACUGCGUGGCGUCGGCGCCGCCAUCAGCAAUGACGGCCCCGCGUCGCGCCUGCGGAAGAAGGUCAUGAUCCUCAACGCCAGCGUCGACCGCGAGACGGGUCCGCUCUCGCGCCCGCUGACGGCCACCGACUUUGUGCGCGCCAUCGCCCGGGCCGGUGCCGAGAGCCAGGGCCAUUUCGGGCACCAGGGCCGGGAUGACGAGGUGAGGCGCUAUGUCACACAUCUGAUCUAUCUCGAGGGCGAGGGGGUGCCUGCGGUGGACCGGGACGAACUGGCAGCGCUGGGCGUCGACGGCAUACGCGUCUACGGGCGAAGGACCGACGGGGUCUUGCAGUAUGACGAGGCCGGUCUGGCGCGGGCAUUAGAGGCCGUUAUGGGCAAGCCAGAAAUGGUACGGAGUCGUAGAAAUACAAGCACACAGUAG
Molecule: messenger RNA, 1416 nt
Organism: Anthostomella pinea
Lineage: Eukaryota; Fungi; Ascomycota; Sordariomycetes; Xylariales; Xylariaceae
Source: the annotation of a GenBank genome assembly